Messenger RNA from Thelazia callipaeda (thelaziosis nematode), 641 nucleotides. Lineage: Eukaryota; Metazoa; Nematoda; Chromadorea; Rhabditida; Thelaziidae. The record is from the annotation of a GenBank genome assembly.
AUGGUUGUCCACAUUAGUAUGUAUAAAUAUGCUGUUCAGUUAUUUAUCGAUCACUUAAUCAAACUAAAGAAGUUAUGUAGAUUUGUUAUUUUGUUUUGGCAGGCCGAGGAUUUCUUGCUAGCGCAGUCGUUAUGCAGAUUAGCUUUUACAAAUGAAACUGACGAAGAGGAAGUGUUGAAAGUGUUCAUUAAUGCAACUGCCGUCGAUUCAGUUUGUGUUGGAUAUCUGUUAAAUAAUAUUGAAUUGAUCAAACGAUGUAUGGAUUAUUGUCAAGUAAAUAAUGAACAUCAUUCGACAAAUGCAGCAAAACUUUUAUCUAACUUAUCGUUACAUCUUCCAGAAAAGGUUGUCAUCAUUUCUUUUUUCAGCGGCGAUGCAUUUUAUAUAAUGUCAAUGAGUUGUGUUGUCAGGUUAUCAGUUAAGAGCGGAAGGUUGAAGCAUUUUGCUUACAUAGCAAACACGGAAACAUCAAACGAGCUACCACCAAAAGACCAGCAAAGCCGAUUAUUUUCUUUAGAAUGUUCUCAUUUUCCUGAUAGCAUCCAUCAUCGCGCUUUAACACUUUUCGUUUGUUCAUUGCAGAAGUAUAAUUUUUUAGUUGUUUACUUUCGCAAUGAAAAAAGCAGAAAGUGUUUGUAAUU